AGGUGGAUGUGUUGAAGAACUGAAGAACCGUUCCUGCCAUGGUUCUUCCGUGGUGUCCUUUUCAUGGGCUGGAACAGUGGAUCAUGGGUCCGGGAGGCAGUCAGACGCUGGGGCUGGCUGGUGAAGUUUGGCUUGACACUGUGCUUCGCCGAGGGCCCCAUAAUUUCCCGUUCUCAUUCCAAAUUCCGAGGGGAAUCCCAUCAUCCUUCAAAGGGAAAAAUGGAGAAAUUGUGUACAUGGUUGAAGCAAAAAUUUCCAGAAGUUGGCGGUGGCCUUCAUCGGUGAAAAGAGAGAUCAAUUUUCUUUCAAAGGAUUUUCCAGCAAUUCAUCGAGCCAUGCGUCCAUUAUCUCGUUCAGUGGAUAAAGAGGUGGGGAUUUUCUCCAAAGGACAGCUCCAGAUGACUGCUUCAGUUAACCGAGGAGUUUGCUUUCCAGGUGGCACAUUGUCUGCCUCUGCCACAAUCCGCAACUCCUCUUCAAAAUCUGUGAAGCCCAAAUUCAGUUUGCACCAGAGGGUAGUGUACAGUGUCAAACAGCACACCAAGGUCAGUGAUAAAGUCAUAUUUAAAAGGGUUGGAGGCACAAUCAAACCCAGGUCAGAGGUGACGGUUCCCUGUGAAGUGAAGAUUCCUGUUGAUGCUGUCUGCACUCUCCACAACUGUCAAAUCAUUUCUGUUGAACAUUACCUCAAGGUGUAUUUGGACGUCAACUUUGCUUUCAAUCCAGAGGUGAUGUUUCUGCUCCUCAUUGUUCCGUCGGACCUUGUCCAUGCUCGGCUCAAUGAGGAAGUGGAGCACAUCUGAUCCUGCAGGAGCUCCAAGUGACAGCAACUUCAAGCCCUCUGUACCCAGUCACAGUUCCCAAUCAGCAUAUAAUCACAUCAAGUGUUUUUUUUUUUUUUUUAAAUCAAUGGCGACAAACUCUGAAUGGUUAUUGCUUUUGAACUUCCACUUCUUCACAGUUUUUUUUUUUUUUUUUUGUUUCAUGCAAGCUUGCAAGUAACUUCAAAAUUUUUAAGUCGGUGUGAAUGUGAGUGUGUUUCUCUGUGUUUGCUUUGGGAUGAACUGGUGGUACCCUGUGAAGCCGAGAACCUGUCAUAAAUCAUCAAAGCACUGUUUCAGUGGCAAAAGUAUAGUUAUAACUACAGAAAAGUGGAUUUCUGUCCUCAGAGAAGGAAUUCCUCGUCCCUCUGUUCAUGUGUCUCUGUGAUGGAUGGUCAAACAGAAGCUGCAUGGAGUGUUGAUGCCUCCCACAUGCUGUUGUCUCUAAACAGACAGGAGCACAAACUGUUUCCUGCCCUGAGGUGGGAUUUGUUUUGCCCUCGAAUGCUAUGUCAAUAACUACAAGCAAAACAGGAUGACUUUGAUAUGUCUGUGCAGCGAACUUUACAUUUCUCAUCUUUAACUGCUGCAUGUUGAAUGAAAUUGGGCCUUCCUCCAAGAUGGCGAAUGUUACAGACGCAUAGUAAAUAGUUCUUGGUAGUCGGUGAACAAGAACUCCACUAAACUCACAAGACUCGCAUCAAAAUAUCUAUAACUACAAGAUGAGUGGAAGAGGAAAAGGAAGAGGCCGCAGACACCCCAGAGUCAUGUCUGACAACAUUGAAUAUGAAGAGAGCGACCACGAAGACGUGCACGAGGAAAGCACAGAGGAGGACACGGAUCAUGCUAAGCUAAUGGUUGAGGGGCUAGCCUCGCUCAGCAAGGACAUUCAAGACUUUCAAACUGCCAUGCGAAGUGAUUUGACAUUGUUCAAAGAUGAGCUUAGACGAGAUAACUUCUCUUUGCCAAGAAAUGGAGCAGAAGCUUAAAGAAAGCGGCAACGAGAUGGCAGAGCAAAAAGCUAGCUUGGCUGAGGCCCAGACCCGUAUUACAGAAAUAGAGGAGUGGAACACCGAAGCUAAUGUGUCGCUGCAGCGCGUGCUGACCCACACACGAGGAAUUCAAGACAAGAUAACUGAUCUUGAAGCAAGAGCCCGGAGGAAUAACCUGCGCUUAUUCGGUCUCCCGGCAAAAGAAAUGAUUCUCAAAAAAGCCUGGGAAAAAAAAAGAAGUACGGGUUGGUGAGAAACUGAUUCAGUUCGACUACGAUUAUCCGCCUGAGAUUGUCCAAAAAAGGUGCUCAUACCUUGACGUGAAGAAAGAGCCGAAAGAGAAAGGCAUUUGUUUCCAAACCCCAUUCAUCAGAAUGCGCAUUCUUUGGAGCGGUGGCAUCCGGAGUUAAGCCAGGUUUACACUUACACGACUUUUUGCCACGAUGUUGUCGUGGCAAGGCGUGCCAAUCUGGAGUCACGAACCGGCAGACUCCCGCACUAUUCACGACGAGUUCACGCACAGUUCAUGAACAGUUCACGGACAGUUGGCGCACAGUUCACGGACAGUUCACGAAUGCGCCCGUCAGUGUCGCGAACUGACACGACGCAUUCACGGCAAAUUCACGCAUAGUUUGCG
Molecule: messenger RNA, 2450 nt
Organism: Salarias fasciatus (jewelled blenny)
Lineage: Eukaryota; Metazoa; Chordata; Actinopteri; Blenniiformes; Blenniidae
Product: arrestin domain-containing protein 2-like
Exons: 6
Coding region: 39-803 (254 amino acids)
Biological process (GO): protein transport
Cellular component (GO): cytoplasm; plasma membrane
Source: RefSeq, a predicted model, not a curated record